Messenger RNA from Daldinia childiae, 891 nucleotides. RefSeq names its product Chitin synthase export chaperone. The coding region runs from base 1 to 891 and encodes 296 amino acids. The transcript is spliced from 6 exons. Gene Ontology annotation, biological process: protein folding. Gene Ontology annotation, cellular component: endoplasmic reticulum membrane. NCBI's taxonomy places the organism in Eukaryota, Fungi, Ascomycota, Sordariomycetes, Xylariales, Hypoxylaceae. The record is from RefSeq and is a predicted model, not a curated record.
AUGGGGUCAACAAAUUUUGGUAAUUUCGACGCGUUUUGCCGCGAUUCGACUUUACCGGUCUGCAAUGUUCUCUCAGAGAGUCAUGACCAACGAGGCGGAUGGGGUGGUUGCGAGCUACAAGGCAUCCCUCUAUCUGGUGAUCGCUACUUGGGAAAUCUAGGGUCUAUAUUGCUUUGCGGUAUCGCCAUUGUCAUUUCAAUACUGCUAUUGUUGCGUUCAGAGAGAAAGAAGGCUGCAGUUGGCCGGAGGGAGAUGCAAUUAUUCCUCAUCGGUUUUAUCAUAAUCGAGAUAUGCGAAAUAUUCACAGUUGGGGAGUUUCCUCUUAAUGCAACAGUCCGGAUCGCCUUCACCGGAAUCCACAUCGGAAUGAUCAUCGCGACAACAUGGAUUCUACUACUUAAUGCUAUCGUAGGAUAUCAGAUCCUUGAUGACGGUACACCAGUUUCCAUGGGACUCAUGUUCCUCUCUGGCGCCAUCCUCUUUGUCGGUACUGGUUAUAUCACGCUCGACACGGGAUUUCACUGGACCAACGAAUUUGUUACCAGGGCCGACGAACAUUACCGAAACAUCGCACUUUACGUACUCUACCAGCUUGCCCCGCUUGUUUUCCUCGUGGCCUUCUUUGUUUUGGAAGCCGUUCUCGUCCUCAGAAUCUUGGGUGAGAUUCGACCCAUGAUAUACCUCGCAGGCGCUGCUAUUCUAUUCGCGAUAGGCCAGGUCUUCAACUACGUCAUCAGUCCAUACAUUUGCAACGGAACUAGUGGCAAGAUCGACGGUGCGUUAUUUGAGACGCUCUUCACUCUACUCUCGGUUAUUAUGAUCUGGGUAUUCUGGUCGAGCAUUACCGAAGACGACUGGCCGAUUGCUAGUCAACCCACAGGCUACCCUUAA